Fomitopsis serialis is the source of this 1125-nucleotide messenger RNA. RefSeq lists its product as uncharacterized. NCBI's taxonomy places the organism in Eukaryota, Fungi, Basidiomycota, Agaricomycetes, Polyporales, Fomitopsidaceae. The transcript has 3 exons. The record is from RefSeq and is a predicted model, not a curated record. Bases 75 to 1073 code for a protein of 332 amino acids.
ACCUGAACCACCUCCAUCUGUCUCUGCCUUCUUGUGAUAUACGUCGCCUUAUUGGUUGAUAUCUUGCAUACACCAUGUUGAUAUUCGCCUUCGUCGUCCAGGGUGCCGCGGCUCUCAUCGGCGCCCUCGCCCUCAUCGCCUCCGUCCCGCUCGCCGCUCCGGGGACUCUUCUCAUCCUGCGCGAGUGCACACGCUCGCUGGACUGCUCGACUUGUGGCAGUAUGUUGAUGCUGGAAUACUCGCGGAACAUGGGUCACUACCAGCGGGUGGUCAAGCGUUCGCUGAACACGCUUUUUGUCGCUCAUGGCCUGCCUCCGGCCCGCCUACGUUACGGCCUUGAACCUCCUCCGGACCCGGAUUUCGUUCGUCUCAUCCAGUCUGGCUGCGGCUAUCCCGGUGGUCUUUGCUCAUCGCUCGACUUCAACCCGACGCAGACGUCGUCACUCGACGGCCUCGUUCGCCCCACCAUGGUGCCAACUCGUCCUUCGGUCGACUUCCUACUCUCAGACAACUUGGAGCUGCCUCCCGUCUACGUCUGGUCGACGUCGAUCACGGUGCCCAUCAUGGUAUCUACUGUUGUCGGGGAACUUGCAAGUCCUGCCGCUUCUCUGUCUAACGCAACAUCCAUGGCCGCCUCGCCUCUUGAUUCGGCUGAAGGUCGCCUAGCUCCGGCGGUCGAUAUGGUGGAUCUCGUUCCUCUUAUGGCUGCCGGUCUCUUCCUGUCGGUCUUGGUUAUCGGCACAUGCCUGGCGCCUCCUCGCUACUCCGUCGAGUCUAUGCCGAACUGGCGGUUCGUCUCUUCCCAGGCUUCCUCGGACGACACCGAGUUCUGGCGCAAGUACGACGAUCUCGAAGCUGGUCUGGCGUCUCCCGACUCUACGUAUUCUGUGGGCAACGCGUCUCAUCCUUGUUCGUCAUCAAAUCCUGCAAGCGCAACUAUGCCAGCUGCGGCAUCCCAAGCGGUUCAUCACAUCGCGGAGCGACCUCCUGUUGAAGAAGUGCACGUCGGCAUUUCCUCUACUUCUGGUCGCGGUUCGAUCCCUGGUGAACCUCCUGCUAGCCCUCCUGGUUGAAUGUUCAGUCUUGUCGCACGCGUAUCUGGUGUCGUUACAUAAGUAGCCAGAU